Molecule: messenger RNA, 4515 nt
Organism: Spinacia oleracea (spinach)
Lineage: Eukaryota; Viridiplantae; Streptophyta; Magnoliopsida; Caryophyllales; Amaranthaceae
Exons: 5
Coding region: 2144-3550 (468 amino acids)
Source: RefSeq, a predicted model, not a curated record
ACCCCCAACAGAUUACCUUCAACCCUUUCCACGCUAGUACUGCUUUCUCCUUCCUCAGUCUCACUUGCUCAUUUUUGUUUUCUCAAAACCUAAACCUAAAAGCUUCGAAUAUCUCUCUCCACAAACACUAGAGCAAGAGAAAUCGAGAGAGGAGAGAAAAAAAUGGAAGAUCCCAACACCCAAACAUACGAUGUUCCUCUCACGGAUCUGCCUGGGUUCCCACCGAUUUGGCCGAAUCAAAACCCGAUGUUGUUGUUAGCGGUGAAAAAUCCUCCGGCAAUCCGUCGACAUUAAUGGUUCUCGCCAGGAGAAGGCUGUAGCGGCAUUCCCGACUUUUUCGUUAAUUCUCUCUCCUCUGAACCUUGAAUAAAUUGGAUUUUGGUGAAGACGAUGAUGAUGUGGGAGAGAGAAAGGCAUAUCCACAUAUGGGGUUUGGGUUUUAGAAGUGAUGCUGCUACAAACUAGGGUUGCUACUCCCUUCACCAUCUUUCUCUUGCUUCUCUUGAGGUUGUUCUUCUUUCUCCUUUGUCGUUAUUUUUCUGAAUGUUGUGGGAUGGCAAAUUUAUCUUAUCAAAGUGCUGCUGAUUGGAAGUUUGGAGCGGAGCAGUUUGUUAAAAUGCUCCCAGAUAAAGUACAUGUUCAUUGGGAAAGGAACAAGACCCACAAGUGUGUGUGCGAUGUGGCCGCUAAAUUUUUCAUCUUCAGAAGAGCCGUUGUUCUGCCUGUGCUUACCCCGUUGCUUGCACCAGGAAAUUUAAAAGGGGGAUCUUGCUUUUGUUGAUUGGUCAUGAGUGGGCCACGCUCUUUAAGGUACAGGCGAGGGAGCUGAUGAAGCCCGUGCAUCCUAAGGAGCUAAAGUGAAGUCUGAUUUAAGUAGGUUGCACUCUCUGCUUGAUGAGUUCAUACCGACUAUCGAGGGAGGAAAUGGAAUUUGUUAUACUCAUCCUGAUAAAUUACCAGGUUUUUUUUAUUAUUGUUAAUUUAACAAGUUUUGUUUUUAAGGUGUAAUUUCUUUUGAUUUGGAUGAUGUUUGGUGUGUUGGGAGUAGCAAAGAUCAUAUUGUAGACGGGAUUUGAUCCCAGAGAGUGCAUAUACUUUUUAAUCUUUGCUACUUUUGUUGAAUUUUAUUUUGAAAUUGAUUCCUGUUUCAAAUGGUAAUGGAAGCCAUAUGAUUUGGGAGCUGAUGACGAUGGUGUUUUCUCAAUAGAUGGUCUUAUUCUUCCUCCUCCCGAUCAAAUGAAUGAGGAAGGGUCUACUCUUCGCGUGUGGCGUCGGCCAGAUCUGAUUUCCAAAUGCUUUAUUAUAUUUUUUAUGUUGAUAAUUGUGUGUCCAACAAUGGCAUUCUAUGCAUUAGCCAACCGGAGGGUUUGUGGGAUGAUUGGAAGUUGGCUUUAUUGGCAUUUGAACUGAAUGAAAAAUGGGGGUUUGAAACAGAGAAAAUCCUGGGUUUGAUUGUUUGGGUGUUGGGUACUCAUCAGAAGUUUGAUGUUGCUUGGUUAUUGAUUCGUGACUGGCACUAGUUCGCAGAUACUCGACAAGCCAUGCUUGCUGUCAUUGAGAGUUGAGUUAGUCAGUUAGUUCAUGAUUUAAUGCAUGUUUUUUCAUUAGCUAGCUUAUGACAAUGUAGGAUUUACGUUUCAGUGCCAAUAUAUUUGAUUUUUGGGUUCAUGUUACUAUAUGGCAGCAGAAUCUAUCAUGCCAACAAUGAUGCUAUGCAGGUUAAUAGAUUUUGUAUUUUGUGUUUUCUUUGCCUCCUUGCUGCCUAAUGUGCUUCAAUCAUUUAUGGAACAUGCUAUAGAUAAGAGAACCUAGGGAGGGAUGAGAUCAAGAGAUUGCUUACACUACAUAAUGUGAUCAGUAUGUAGCUUAUGUUGAUGUUCACAUUGAUAUGUAAACAUGUAUUGAUCGUAGAUUUUGGUCAUAAUGUGACUGGAUUGAUUUGAAUGAGAUCAAUCGAUUUCUUAUGCAGUUACGCUCCAUAAUUUGAUUGGAUUGUAGCUUAUAUUGCUAUUCGCAUUGAGUUGUAAACGUGUACUUUAAACUUUCUACCUCUACCAAUUAGAUUUAGUUUUUUCGUCAUGUAAAGAUAUUUGUUGUGAUUAGUUGUAAUAACCCUCUCUCGCCGUACUUAUUCAUCCUGGUCAUGGAAACACUAUCUCAUAUGAUCCUGAACUUGGAGGCUAAGAAGGAGAUCACAGGGAUAAAAGUUUCAAGAGAUGCGCCUCCCAUAUCCCAUCUAUUCUUUGCAGACGACUCCCUCUUCUGCUUCAGGGCUUUUCCAGAUUCUUGUCAAAAAAUCAAAGAUACCAUCAAAUUCUUUUGUGAGAUUUCAGGGGAAAUGAUCAAUUACGAUAAAUCUGCAGUCAUGUUCAGCCCGAACACACCCACUACUUUCAAACAUAUUAUGAGAAAGAUCCUGGGUACGCCAAGCACAGAAAAACUGGGUAAGUACCUUGGCUGCAAUGUUGAAAUUGACGGUAGAAGCUCACAGGUGUUCCACCAACUGGUUGAGAAAGUCCAAAGAAAGAUCACCUCCUGGAAAAACUUGGCACUUUCACAGGCUGGGAGAUUACUUCUCACCAAUGGGAUCCUUGCUGCCCUAUGCGCCAAUGUCCUCUCUGUUUUCUUGGCACCCACGCUAGUCAAGAAAAAAAUAGACUCUAUUCUCUGUAGGUAUUGGUGGAAGGGAAGCAGCGAAACUAAGGGAAUCUGUUGGAGAAAGAGGAGUCUCUUGGAAAUUCCAAAAGAGAGAGGUGGGGUGGGACUUCGUAGUGUGCUCAGAUUUAACACAGCGUUACUGGUGAAAUAUGCUCACCGCAUUCACAACAAUAACGAGCUACUUAUUUCCAAAGUCUACAAUGCAAAGUAUAAAGGGACGCCAGUCGAACACGGUAUAAGCGGAAAACAAUGCAACACGGCAUCAUGGGGUUUCAAAGGGUUAGUAAGGAGUGUUGCGAAGUGCAGAGAAGGGUUUGGAAAAGUUAUUGGGCGCGGGAACAGGAUUGCAAUCGGCGAUGAUAAUUGGUUACCAAGUGGUAAACCAUCGUUCAAAUCUGAGCUAGACGCGGCUACACUUGGAACAAAAAAGGUGGAAGAUCUAAUGAUUCCAGGCUCAAGGGUGUGGAACUCGAACCUUAUUUGGAGAUCUUUCGAUCAGGAGUCAGCAAGAGCAAUUCUGAGCACUCACAUCCCUACGCAGGUCGGGGAGGACAAACUCCUUUGGGCCGGCACAGAAAGUGGUGCAGCAACUGCAAAAUCAGUUUACGCCUAUCUAGGGUCACAACUCGAGGAAGGACUUGGCUCUACAGCGAAUGUGAUGUUCUGGAAAAAGCUGUGGGGUAUGCCUUGCUUACCCAAAUGGAAGGUUUUUGUCUGGAAGAUUCUGAAUAAAGCACUAGCCCUGAAUGCUAAUCUUUGUAGACGGGGGGUCAUGGUUUGUCAAGAGUGUCACCUGUGUGGGAAAGAGGUGGAAAACGAAUCCCACCUAUUUAGGGACUGUAGUGUCUCGAAACAUAUCUGGUACGCAACUGAUUUUGGGAUUCGACCCUAGGACGGGCCAUCUGUUAGCAUCAACACUUGGGUUAUGAAUUUCUUAAACUACAUGUGGAAGGAAGACGGGCCUAAUAGCCCGCGAGCAACAACCUUUGUCCUCUCUCUAUGGGGGAUUUGGUUACAUCGAAAUAGCGUGGUCUUCAAACGAUGCCAGGUCAAUCCAAGAAGCAUUAUGGAAAUCAUCUUGAAGAUGAAAAAGGAGAAUGGCGAGGCUAUUCAGCUUAGGGAAAAGCUUGGAAAUAACUUAAAGCCAAUCCACAAGGACUUCUCUAACCCGGUUGCGAUCCUCAUAGGAGAUUUCAACAACACAGGUCUCAAACUCAUGGUGGAUGGGGCAUGGAAGAGAAAGAAGAACGGGGAUGCAGUGGCUGCGGUGGGUUGGAUCAUCAAGCAUGACCAAAUAACGCUAGCACAAGGGGGGUGCAGGAUAAGAGCGUCCUCGGCUUUGCAAGCGGAAGGAUACGCGAUACUUAGAGGAUUGAUCGAGGCAAAGAGCAGGAAUAUCAAGCAACUAACAACUCUCUCGGACAACAGAACAAUCUGCAAUCUGCUGCAGGAAAAUAAAAUGGGUUCGAUUGAGAUUGCAAGCAUUUUGGGAGACAUUAGAAGCUGUGCUAGUAAUUUUGAGUUUUGCUCGGUAGUUAAUGUUAGUAGAAAUUGCAUAAAUCCUGCCCAUGACCUUGCCUCUAGAGCAAGAAAACAUGGGAUGGUUGACUCUGUGUAAGCUGCUUGCUCUUGUUGUCAAAAAAAAAAAAACAAUUUAGUUUUUUAUAAUAAUUUCGCACGCAUUGCGUGCUUAUAAGACUAGUCACAAAAUAAAUGGAGAGGGGAAUAAGGGUCUAAAAGAUCUUUCUGAUAUUUGCAAAAAAAUUAUGAUCUAGAACUUCUUUUUUUUAGCUUUGAUAGUACUCUAAUGCGAUAAAGUUGAUGAUAUUGUAUAUUGCCGUUGCCGAAUUACCGGUA